AUGUCUGGGGAGCAAGCCUACAGCAAGAAUCAAAAUUACAAGGGCCAUGGAUUGUCAAAGGGAAAAGAGCGAGAGCAGAGAGCAUCGAUCCGGUUCAAGACCACCCUUAUGAAUACUCUCAUGGACGUCCUUCGCAACAGGCCAGGAUGGGUGGAAGUAAAGGACGAAGGGGAGUGGGAUUUCUACUGGUGUGAUGUCAGCUGGCUCCGGGAAAACUUCGACCACACCUACAUGGAUGAACAUGUGCGGAUCAGCCACUUCCGGAACCACUACGAACUGACCCGCAAGAACUACAUGGUGAAGAACCUGAAGCGGUUCCGGAAACAGCUGGAGCGCGAGGCAGGAAAGCUGGAGGCGGCCAAGUGCGACUUCUUCCCCAAAACCUUUGAGAUGCCGUGCGAAUACCACCUGUUUGUGGAGGAGUUUCGCAAAAACCCGGGAAUCACCUGGAUCAUGAAGCCUGUAGCCCGGUCGCAGGGGAAGGGCAUCUUCCUCUUCCGGAGGCUGAAGGACAUCAUGGACUGGAGGAAGGGCAACGCUGGGAAGAAGCUCGCCAGCCCGGAGGCCCAGCCAGCCAGGAGCACUGCCAAUCCCUCUGGCAGCCACGACACAAGAAGUUCUGAUGACCAGAAAGAUGAAAUUCCCGUGGAGAACUAUGUAGCUCAGCGAUAUAUUGAAAAUCCCUACCUGAUAGGAGGCCGCAAGUUUGACCUGCGUGUCUACGUGCUGGUGAUGUCGUACAUCCCGCUGCGGGCCUGGCUCUACCGGGAUGGCUUUGCCCGAUUCUCCAACACCCGCUUCACGCUCAACAGCAUCGAUGACCAGUACGUUCACCUCACCAAUGUGGCCGUGCAAAAGACGUCUCCCGACUACCACCCAAAGAAGGGCUGCAAGUGGAUGCUGCAGCGCUUCCGACAGUACCUGGCGUCCAAGCACGGGCCCGAGGCGGUGGAGACCCUCUUCAGCGACAUGGACAACAUCUUCAUCAAGAGCCUGCAGAGCGUGCAGAAGGUGAUCAUCAGCGACAAGCACUGCUUCGAGCUCUACGGCUACGACAUCCUCAUAGACGAGGACCUCAAGCCGUGGCUCCUGGAGGUCAAUGCGUCCCCGUCGCUGACGGCCAGCAGCCAGGAGGACUAUGAGCUCAAGACCUGCCUCCUGGAAGACACCCUGCACGUCGUGGACAUGGAGGCCAGGCUCACGGGAAGGGAGAAGCGAGUCGGAGGCUUUGACCUCAUGUGGAACGAUGGCCCUGUCAGCAGAGAGGAGGGGGCUCCCGACCUGUCAGGGAUGGUGAACUUUGUGACCAACACGCACCUUGGCUGCGUCAAUGAUCGGGAAAAGCAGCUGAGGCAGCUGUUCCGCUCCCUCCAAGGCCAGAAGAAAGCUGCCAGCUAAUCCUGAGCCGCCGGGAGGAGAGCGACCCCGGGAGGUGCCACGCCAGUCCUCUCCCCACUCCACGCUUCCAGCACAGCAGCACCUCAGAGCAUUCGCCUCCCGCCCUCCGGCCUGGCAGCAGCUUUGCUGGCUGGGGGCCCGCUGCUUGCUGCUUGUUCCGGGCCCCCUGGAUGCACACUCCCCACUCCCCCUCCAGGCGUCUCUGCACCAGGAGACAGCCAAUCCCCAGGACUGGAUGGGCUUUAACCUUCACAGAUUGGCUUGGCAACCAGGCCCAAAGAGGACAAAUGCAGCAAGUCCUGCUACCCGAGAGAGAGCACAUCUAAUAAACGAGCACAGGCCUUACUCCAAGAGUCACUGGGCACCAGGCCUAGCGCAGGGGA
Diceros bicornis minor is the source of this 1781-nucleotide messenger RNA. It is a transcript of the gene TTLL9, whose product is annotated as tubulin tyrosine ligase like 9. NCBI's taxonomy places the organism in Eukaryota, Metazoa, Chordata, Mammalia, Perissodactyla, Rhinocerotidae. Gene Ontology annotation, biological process: protein polyglutamylation; microtubule cytoskeleton organization. The record is from RefSeq and is a predicted model, not a curated record. Gene Ontology annotation, molecular function: ATP binding; tubulin binding; tubulin-glutamic acid ligase activity. Gene Ontology annotation, cellular component: cilium. Bases 1 to 1398 code for a protein of 465 amino acids. The transcript is spliced from 15 exons.